CAGAGAACUACACGAAGCGCAGUGUUUUGACAUUUGGAAUAACAGUUUUUGUGUUGAUUUCCACGAAAUUAGAUCAUAAAUGCUGCGAAUUUGAUCUCAUGACCCUAGAUAGUGCACCGAUAGUGUUUCUUGUUUAGGGUGACUGCGUUAUCUAAUCUUCUGUUAUCGUCGUUCCCUUAUCGAUUCACUGAUCAAACAGAAAUGGCUUCUACUACCACAAUCGAAACAGUUACCAUCCGGAGGCCGUUAAAGGUGAUCGCGUUCAUAUGCGGGCUCAUCGUGAUUGUUCUGAUGAUAAUGGGUCUGGCGUCGACGGACUGGUUGAUGGCAGCUGGUUGGCGACAGGGCCUCUUCAUGCAUUGCAUAGAAGAAAACGCCCCCGAGCCGCUGCCGUUCAAUACGAAAGGUGGCGCGGGUUGCUACACGGCGAGAGAUGCAGCUUACAUUAAGGCGGCGGCAGCGUUGUGUGUGAUAACUUUGUUAACCGACCUAGUUGCCACCGUCCUAACUGGGCUAGGUCUCAGGACGAAAGAUCACCAUACGAAAUACAAAUACUACAGGUUCGCCGUAAUUGUCAUGGGACUAGCCCUUGCUUCGAUUUUGGUGGCGUUAAUAAUAUACCCCGUAUGUUUUGCCGCUGAAUUAAACUUGGGGAACAGAACAGUAUGGGAGUUCGGAUGGGCUUACGGGGUGGGGUGGGGUGCGGCGAUAUUUCUCUUCGGCGGCAUCGUGCUCUUAAUGUGCGACAAGGAGAGCGAAGAGAUAUACUACAAAGAAAGGAAAAUCGUUCACGAUAACGAUUCUCGCGCCUAGUGGCCAC
This is a messenger RNA of Cylas formicarius (sweet potato weevil), 820 nucleotides long. RefSeq names its product transmembrane protein 47. The transcript is spliced from 6 exons. NCBI's taxonomy places the organism in Eukaryota, Metazoa, Arthropoda, Insecta, Coleoptera, Brentidae. Bases 202 to 813 code for a protein of 203 amino acids. Gene Ontology annotation, cellular component: membrane; cell-cell junction. Gene Ontology annotation, biological process: cell-cell adhesion. The record is from RefSeq and is a predicted model, not a curated record.